Messenger RNA from Momordica charantia (bitter melon), 2881 nucleotides. RefSeq names its product myosin heavy chain-like protein. The record is from RefSeq and is a predicted model, not a curated record. Lineage: Eukaryota; Viridiplantae; Streptophyta; Magnoliopsida; Cucurbitales; Cucurbitaceae.
AUAUACGACCUGAGAACCAAGAGAACGUACCUUGAUCAUUCUCGCAAUUCGCCAUGGACGCUCACCACGCAUCUCUAGGUCGUCGAACGCUGGCAGAGAUUCGUCAAAAGAGAGCGGCGGAGAGAUUGAUCAAAGCUUCUUCCGGACCAGAUCUGAGCAUUGCCGCGAAAUCAAAUGAAACUUCUGGAAUUAGGAAAUCAGAGAGCGGAAAUCGAUUCUCAGAGGUCGAUGUGGCUGGUUUGGUGUCUCAGAUACAAGAUUUGCAGAAGAAGAAUGCAGAAUUAGAAGAAGAAAAUAACGUCAUAAGCUCGAAGCUUCAAUCCAAGGAAGUUGAGAAUGAGAUGCUUCAGAAACGCUUGAAUGAACUGGAGACAAACAUGGUACCAUCUUUAAGGAAAUCUCUCAAAGAUGUAGCCAUGGAGAAAGAUGCAGCAGUUGUUGCCCGGGAGGAUCUGUUGGCUCAGCUUCGCACUUUAAGGAAACAAUUGAAGGAUGCAGAGGAGGAACAAUAUCAAGCGGAGGAAGAUGCUGCAGCCUUGAGAGCAGAAUUAAAUUCAAUACAACAACAAGCAAUGAGUGGCUCGCUGGCAGGAAUCACGCCAACUGCUAAUCCACUUGAUCAGAUGCAAAAUUUAGAAAAGGAAAUAUCUAAGUUAAAUUCUGAGUUGCAGAAAUUGACAAUCUUGAGACAGCAAGAUCUACAAAAAUUAUCAGAGGAGCAAGCCCGUAUUUCAUACCUCAUUUCUGAAAAGCAAGAACUUGAAGAAAAGCUUGCAAGUACGUCUACGAGGACCUCAGAAAUCUCAGAGAAGGCAGUGGAGAAGACAUUUUCAUUUGAAGAGAAGAGCAAGCUUGAGAAGCAGUUACAUGACAUGGCUGUAGUGAUCGAGAGGUUGGAGAAUAGCAGACAGAAGCUUCUGAUGGAAAUUGAUUCGCAGUCUUCAGAAAUAGAGAAGCUUUUUGAGGAAAACUCUACUCUAUCCAGCUCUUACCAUGAGGCUGUGGGCAUAGGAAUACACUGGGAGAAUCAGGUGAAAGACUGUCUAAAGCAAAAUGAAGUACUUCGCCAAAUUAUAGACGAGUUGAGAACAGAACAAGCAAAGAGUCUGCCAGUGUCUCAUAAAGAUGGGGCAACUGCGACCGAGUCUCCUCCAUUUACAGCCGAAUAUCUCUCCCUAAAGGGCCAACUUGCGAAAGAACAGAGCAGAGCAGAGUCGCUAUCAUCAGAAGUAUUGCAGCUGUCAACACGACUCCAGCAGGCUACACAAGCAUAUAACGGACUCGCACGCCUCUAUAAGCCAGUGCUCCGAAACAUCGAAAGCAGUCUAACUAAAAUGAAGCAAGACGGCGCCAUUGUUGUACGUUGAUACGAAUGUAUGUCCAAAACUCUCUGGUAUAAAUGGUGUAUGAAGUUAAAUGUGCGUAGCCUGGAAGAGGAGUGAUGGAAGGUUUAUCAUCUGCAAUAUAGUUCCAUAUUGUGAGAUACAGAUCCUUUUGGUCGAGUGUUCUCUGUAGCUUUUUGCUAGAUUCCAAACCAAAUCUAUAGUACAUUUUUUUACAAGACAGCAAUAGUACAUUCAUAUCAUCUUUCUUUGUUAAAUAUAAUAUAUCAUUCUUUUAACGUUUCACACGUUGUCAUAUUCCAAGAAAUUCGUAGUUUUUAGCUUAUUGAAUCGUUAAAAUCAAUUAGAUGAACUAUUGAUAUUGAUUUGAUUGAGACAGAAUCAACUUUACUAUUUGAUCAGCGGCGGACCAAAUUAUUGCAGAAAAUGACAGGUCCAAUUGAAUGCUCUACAUGACAUUUUUCAUUAGUCUAGUCUUAUUAUUAGACACAAAUUUUACUUUAACAUUACUCAAUAUUCAUGACUAUUAUUUUAAAAUAUGCUUACUACAUCCUUCAAAUUUUUGACAUGGAAUUAGCAACUUUAACCACGGUUGGAACUCAUCUUUUUUUUUCUUCCCUCUUUUUUGUUUUGUUUUUUGGAGCAAGGGUUAAACUCAUCUCAAUUAUCCAGAUAUUAGGACAAAUCAUUAAAGUUAUUCUCAGCUAUUAUUUUGUCCCUUUAGCUAGCUGGAUUGCACCCAUUGGAAAACUUUCCCCUACGAACAACUUUAGUGUAAAGAGGGGGAAGAAAGAAGGGGGAGAAGACAGCAACAGAAAAAGUUGACAGUUUGACUCGAAAUCUCCCUCUGUUUUGAUAUUUAUUGAUACUUGGUAACAAAGAUUUCUACAGGUUGGCCAAAGGAACUCUUAUAAUUAAAGAUUCAAUGAAGAGGAGGAAGAGAUAACCAAACCAGGGAAGCUCAAGCUCAGCUCAGCUCAACUAUGGAGUCCACAAAGAUCUGUUUCUGUAUUCCUCGCCAUAAAAAUGGCCACAAAGCUAAUGGCGGAUCAGAGAAAUCUUCCAAAUCAAAGCCUUCCCGCCGCAAAUCUCGUCGAGGUGAAAAAGGAGGUAAGCAUUCCUCUAGUAGUGAUAGUAGUGGAGAUGGCAACACAAACACAGGUGCUGCUGCAGGUGGAGGCAGUGAUGCCGCCGUGGCUGCUGUCGUUGUGAUGGGUACGACAGCGGCAACCAUGGAUGCCGUUGAGGAUGACGGUGGCAGUGCCCAUGGCCACGGCGGUGGUGGUGAGGGAGGUGGCGGAGAUUGAUGGACUCUGUUUGGGAAAUUGGAUGAUGAUCGGAGUGUUUAUGGUAUUGAUCUCUUUUAUUCUUGCAUCUGUUUUGAUGAUCCUUGUGCUUCGUCUUUGCUGAAUUUUGGUUUGGUUGAUGUGUGGGAGUUUUUUUUUAUUUUUGUUUAAAUUACAGUAUAUGAGUAUCUGCAUAUUGAUUUCCUUUGUUAAUAUAUUUAUAUAAUUAUAUACUGUGUAGCUUCUUGAAAA